Monoraphidium neglectum is the source of this 1166-nucleotide messenger RNA. RefSeq lists its product as hypothetical. The annotation marks the transcript as partial. The record is from RefSeq and is a predicted model, not a curated record. The transcript has a single exon. Lineage: Eukaryota; Viridiplantae; Chlorophyta; Chlorophyceae; Sphaeropleales; Selenastraceae.
GCAGCGCGGGCGACACACUCCACCAGGGACGCGACAACUUUGGGCCCUCAUGGGGGCCAGAGCAGCCUGCCCCAAAGCGCCCACGGGUUGAGGGCCUCGACUCGUCAGGCAAGCAGCAGCAACAGCAGCAGCACGAGCAGCAACAGCUUCGACCAUGGCAGCGGCAGCCCUUGCUGCAGGAGCAGGCAGCCCCAAGCAUGCGGCAUCAGGCAGACGAGGGCCGGCAAAAACGCGACGCGCAUGAGCAGCGGGAGCUUGGGCACCAGUCACGGCAGCAGCAGCUUGAGCAGGCCAAAGGUGACGGCCAUCGUCGGCGGUCUCCAACCAAGCGGCAGCACGAGGGCUCGACGGCACCUCCACCGCUGACGCCGACCCCGCUGCCGCCACCACAGCAGCAGCAACAGCAGCAGCAGCAGCAGCAGCAGCAGCAGCAGCCUGGAGGCGGCUGGCAAUGCGGGGAAGAGGGCCAGCAGCGGCGCAGUGGCAGCGGCAUUGGAGAAGGCGGAAGCGGUGCGAGGGAGCAGCCUGCUGGGGGCGAGCGUGCGGCCUCAACGGCGCGCGGUGCUGAGCAGCCCUCCAGAGACGGGCCAAUCGCAGGUGCCGGCGCCGGCGCCGGCCGGCCGGCCAGCCACGGCGGCGGCCGGGGCGAGCCGUCAGCGUCGGACCCAGAUCAGUCGGGCGGCAGCGGCGACGGCAGUGAGGAGGGCGAGGAGCAUGACGACUCGGAGCAGGAGCAGGAGUGGAGCAUGCCCGACCAGUUUGUCGCCCUGCCGCCCGGCUUCGAGCGGCAGCAGCCCGCAUCCCUCAACCUGCGGAAGCUCAGCCACGCGCAGCUGCUGGCGGCGGCGGCGCGGCACGCCGCACGGCACAUGCCGGUAGCGGCGGGGGACCCCUCUGAGGCGACGCUGGCCGGGGUGGUGGAGCGGGCGCGGCUGCGGCCCGGGGUGAAGCCGGCGGUCGCGUUCACCCUGGGGGGCGGGCCGAAGGGCACCAUCUACAGCAAGGCAUGGGGCAGCAUCGGGCGCAGCAUGCGGCAGGCGGUACAGGUGGGUCGGCGCGCUGGCGCGUGGCCAAAGGUCACGGGGUGCGGCCGGCGGGGGCGCGGGGGCGGAGGCGGAAGCGGGCGGCACAUCAGCUGCUCGCUCGGGCGCGCAAGGGGCAUGUAG